AUGUAUAAAGUAGGCUUCAUCACAAUAUCAGAUUCCAUCUCAUCAUCAACAUCAUCCAAUCCAAAUCAAUCAGUUCAUCAAAUCAUUCAAUCUUCAUUCUUAUCAAACCAACCCAAAAUCUAUCAUCUCAUCAAUCAUCUCAUCAUACCUGAUCAUCCAAUCCAAAUCAAACAUUCUAUUCUACAACUCAUCAACACUCAUCAUUCAGAUCUGAUCAUCACUUCUGGUGGAACAGGUUUACAUCCAUCUGAUCAAACUAAUCAAACAAUCGAACCAUUACUAGACCGAAAACUAGACGGCCUAAUUCACCAUCUACUCUCAACAUCUCUAUCCCAAACUCCUUUUGCUGCACUAUCCAAUCCGAUUGCGGGGAUCAGAUCUUCUACGUUGAUUGUAUCCUUACCUGGUUCUCCAGUGGCUUUGAUUACUCAUUUGAAUGCUUUAGAAAUCAUCUUGCCUCAUGCUUUGGAAUUGAUUAAAGGUAAUAAAUCUAAGUUGGCUCAUCAAGAGAUUCAUAGACAACAACAACAACAAACUCAACCUACUACUCAUCAACACACUCAUCAUCAUCAUCAUCAAAUCACAUCCAAUCCAAAUCCACAAAAUGAACAAAAUACCAAUCCUCACCCAUCCAAUCCAUCUCCCAAACAUCCCAGAAUCAGAAAAUCACAAUGGCCCAUCAUCUCAUUAGCCGAAGCCUAUUCACUAAUCUUCCAACACACCUCAGUUUUACCUAUCCAAAGACUUCAUCCCACCGAUCCUAAACUGAUCAACCGAGUCUUGAUGAAAGACAUUUAUGCUCCUUAUGAUUUACCUGCUCAUCCUUCCAGUAAUGUGGAUGGAUAUGCGAUCCAUAGCAGUUUUGCUAGCAAAGGAAUUUAUCAUGUGGUUUCUAUUCAAGAGUUUCAUGAGUUGGGUACGGUUCCUAAAGGAUCGGUUUACAAGAUUAACACAGGUGGUGGGUUACCGGAUGGAACCGAUUCAGUGAUCAUGAUUGAAGAUACCGAAGUAGUUACACCAGGCUCAGAAACCACCACCUUAGCAGAAGAAGAAGAGAUCCGAAGCUUGAUAGAUGUUUCCAAAGGACAACAUGUCAGAGAGAUUGGAAGUGAUGUAAGAUCAGGAGAUUUAGUUUUAGAAAAAGGAACCAUGAUGAGUGAGACCGGAGGCGAGAUAGCCACAUUGGUAAGUAAUGGAAUUCAAGAAGUUUGCGUAGGUAGUCAGAGUACCGUGGCGAUCCUUUCGACGGGUGAUGAGCUGAUUGAACCAAACCAAGUAGUGGAAGAAGAAUGGAUAACGAAAGGAAAAGUUAUGGAUUCUAAUCGUCCUAGUUUGAUCACUUCACUUAAGUCUCAACAUGAUACGAAUCUGAUCGACUUAGGUAUCGUUGGAUGUGAUCGAACUAAACUUUUAGAAACCUUUCGAUCAGUCUUAAACCGACCUGAAUCGAUUUCCUUAAACAUGAUUAUCUGUACCGGUUCAACAUCGAUGGGAGAUACAGAUCAUUUAAAGGAUGUCUUGGUAGAAGACUUGAAGGCAAAGAUAUGGUUUGGUAGGAUAGCCAUCAAACCCGGCAAACCGACGGUCUUGGCUACCGUUCUUUCUCCGAUCGAUCAACAUGAAGUCUUGGUCUUUGGAUUGCCUGGAAACCCGGCUAGUGCGUUUGUUACGUUUCAUUUGUUGGUCAAGGCUUCUUUGAGGAAGAUGGAAGGGUACAGAGAAUCGGAUUGGAAAGGAUCAUGGGUUCCAGUUGAACUUGAACAUGAUUUCCAAUUAGAUGACCAAAGAGAAGAGUUUUGUAGGGUACGAAUCCGAUUUGAUCCCACUGAAAACAAACUAUUGGCUAGUUCAAAUGGGUUUCAAAGAAGUAGUUCUUCCAUCUCUUUAGCUGGUGUGAAUGGAUUCUUGAGAUUACCGAUUGGAAGUUCUGAUCGAAAAAAUGUUAGGAAGGGUGAAGGAUUGAAUGCGUUGCUGAUCGGUAAGAUCUGCAUGGAGUGA
This is a messenger RNA of Melampsora larici-populina 98AG31, 1998 nucleotides long. RefSeq lists its product as uncharacterized. The transcript is spliced from 6 exons. Bases 1 to 1998 code for a protein of 665 amino acids. Lineage: Eukaryota; Fungi; Basidiomycota; Pucciniomycetes; Pucciniales; Melampsoraceae. Gene Ontology annotation, biological process: molybdenum incorporation into molybdenum-molybdopterin complex; Mo-molybdopterin cofactor biosynthetic process. Gene Ontology annotation, cellular component: cytoplasm; cytosol. The record is from RefSeq and is a predicted model, not a curated record. Gene Ontology annotation, molecular function: molybdopterin molybdotransferase activity.